UAUCAGCGACUAACGAGAUAUUUUAGCAAAUCAAAUAACAACCACAGGGGGCAUUUUCGGCACACGGCUCCGCUUUAUAAACACCCGAAUUCGUGGCCAUAACGAAAUAGAGCCAAAAUUACCCGUCAAAAUUCACAAUAGCCUGACCACUCCUUUCGUAACCACAAACAUCAUUUCCCGGUUUAUGGCCGGCGCGUGGUCGUCUCCCGUCACUGGGCGCGUGGUCGGUUCCACUGUCAUCGAGCUUACCCGAAGAAACUCCCGAACCGGAGCUUCGUUUCCGGUCCGGAUAUCCACAAGGAGGCAUGGAUUAUCAACUAGUGAAGAGCCUGAAGGACCUUCAUGUAUAUUCGUGGGACCUAUUGAGACAGCUAGCAAAGAAACCUUAGAAGCCCUCUACCGCCAGGCACGUGAUGCUUAUUACAGUGGAACGCCUUUAAUAGUUGAUGAUAUGUUUGACAGAGUAGAGUUAAGAUUGCGGUGGUAUGGUUCAAAGCAUGUAGUCAAGUAUCCCCGCUGUAGUCUCAGGCGGCAAUCAACUUAUGCUGAUGCAGAGGAAGAUCCUUCACAGGCAUUUGCAUUAGCAAGCGUAUGGUUGUUGAUUCUUGGGUUUGGGAGUUCAUUCUUGAUUGUGCCUUUAAUCUACACCAUCGUUCAGGCUUAUCAAGACACAUUUGAUUCAGGAAUGUCCUACACCGAUCAAUCUUUUGAGUUGUUUACAGUGCUCAAUGGAAUCCUCUUUAUGGUGUUGGGAUCUAUUAUAGGCUUUCCAAUUGCUACGGCAUCUGUUGGAGCACUUCAAGGACUUUGGAAAAAUGACUUGGUAGCUCUGAAAGGGUCAUGCCCAAACUGUGGUGAAGAGGUUUUUGCUUUCCUGAAAGCAGAGAAGUCCAACCGUUCCCCACAUAGAGCUGAUUGUCAUGUUUGUGGAAGCAGAUUAGAAUUUCAAACCAAUGUUGAGCAAUCCGUCGCAAGACCUGGCAAACGUUGGGUUUAUGGUCGCGUUUACUUAAUUAGACAGAGGCAAAGAUGGGCGUGACGAUGAUGUUGAUUGAAUUCCGUUCAGUUACUCCUGAUGAUCACAAAGCGUUAUGUACAACUUCUUAUCAGCCAGAGCUAAAAAUUGCGAUACAAUGACAGUUUGCCUUCUUGUGCCAAAAUCUCCAUACUAAAUAGAUUUGAAAAUUCUGCUGCAAGUGGUUGAAAAGCUGUUUGAGUUCUUAAAUCCAACUCAGUGGCACAACUCACAUCAUGAAACAUUUACUGGUACUAUAAUAGAAGAAUUCUGCCCAGAUAUUUAGAAACUAUAGUGUAUUUGCUCAUGCUUGCAGAAAAUUUAGUGAACAGAGUUGUUUUUUGUAAGAUGAAAAUAUCUCAUUUGUCAAUAUGUGAACUAGCCAUUUGGUUGAACAGAUAAUUGUUUUUAUGAACUGAAUAAAUCUCAUUUGUGUA
Molecule: messenger RNA, 1452 nt
Organism: Lycium ferocissimum
Lineage: Eukaryota; Viridiplantae; Streptophyta; Magnoliopsida; Solanales; Solanaceae
Product: PGR5-like protein 1B, chloroplastic
Exons: 7
Coding region: 185-1039 (284 amino acids)
Biological process (GO): photosynthetic electron transport in photosystem I
Cellular component (GO): chloroplast thylakoid membrane
Molecular function (GO): oxidoreductase activity, acting on iron-sulfur proteins as donors
Source: RefSeq, a predicted model, not a curated record